Molecule: messenger RNA, 1971 nt
Organism: Paramecium pentaurelia
Lineage: Eukaryota; Ciliophora; Oligohymenophorea; Peniculida; Parameciidae
Source: the annotation of a GenBank genome assembly
AUGACUACCUAAUGGAAUCCCUAUUUUAUACCAAAAGAAAAUUAUCAAUAGUUGAAUGUAAAGCAUAUAAUCAAAUUAGAAUAUUUCCUUUGUAAGAUUUGAUGAGAAUUCCAAAUAGCCUCAAAAUCCAAAAUCUAUACUAUUCAAUAAUAAAAUUUAGAUUUAAGUAUUUAUUGAUUAUCAUACUAGGCAAAUCCAAAACCUGAAGAUGUUAAAUAUAAAAGAAAUAAAAAGUAAUCUAGUUGUAUUCCUUUUUAAAUAAAUAUUCCCUAACAAACUUCUAAUUCAACCUUAACAAAAGUUGCUUAACCAAGUUUAAAAAUAACCUUACAUAAGCCAAAACUGAAUGAAGAUAUUAAUUUAAAAGAUUCAGCUGUAUGGGAAAGAAAAGAUUACUAAAAUCCUCAAGUAAAUUUUGAAUCAUUUCUCAAUUAAUAAAAUCUCUCCAGAAAUAAUUCCAUUGAUAGCAAUAAUAAAACUUAAUUCAAAAAAAACCAUAGGCAAUAUAGUCAUGUCGUUUAAGGUAAUUCAGGGACAUAUUUUAUGAUUUCGAAUAUCCCUUAAAAUAAAAAUACUCUUAACAAUACUUCUAAUUCUUACUAUUCUAAUUAUGAAAAGUAUAUAAUGAAUAUAAAAUAUAUCUAGCUGCAAUUCUUAAAGAGAAGAAAAAAAAAUAGAAAAAUUAAAUGUUCCUAAAUUUAUAAUUUAAGAUAAUUCCUCUAAUUAAUUAAGUGAAAGAACUAUCAAAAAAUAAAGUCCAAAUAAUAAUUUAUUGAAACAUAAGAAAAAUACUAGAUGCAUUUCAAUGGGAGAAUAAAAACAUUUAGGACUCACUCUAGAAUGUGAUGAAUCUAGUAUAACUAUAUUAAGUGAUAAUGCCAAUUCAACCAAAUCAAAAAACAUUUAAAUGAAUUAAACUUUUCUUUAAAAUUAAAAUGAUUAAGAUUCAUAAAUUGGUGGAUUUUCUUCUGAAACUUUAUAAACACUUAUGUUAUAAGAAAUAGAACACUUUCCAAAUCCUGAUUAUAUGGUUUCUAUUCAAACAUAAAUAAAUCCAAAAGUCAGGGCCAUAUUAAUGGAUUGGAUGAUAGAUGUUUGUUCUGUUUAUCAUAUGAAAAGAGAUACUUAUUAUUUAGCUGUGGCAUAUGUUGAUAGUUAUUUAUCUAAAAAGUCCAUACCAAAAAUAGAUGUAUAAUUAUUGGGUACAGCCUCAAUGCUUAUUGCAUCGAAAAUGGAAGUAAAUUCAUUUGUUAUAUUUGAGGAAGUAGAGGCAAAACAUGUAAGUGAAUUUGAAAAAGCAGCCAAUCAUGGUUAUAGUAUCGAUUAAAUUUAUCAAAUGGAGAUUGAUGUUUGCACUGUACUAUAAUGGCAUUUGAAUCUACCUACAAUUAAUCUUUGGAUUGAAUUUUAUACUAAUUAAUGGGAUAAUUUUAACAAAGAUAUUUAAAAGAAAUUUAGAGCCAAUAACACAGCUUCUUAUAAAUGUAAUUGAUUAUAGUUAUUUUGAUAGUAAUAUUAAAAUUGCAGGCAUAUAUUGAUUGUUGUUAUUUGGAUAUCUAAACAUUGAAUUAUAAACCAAGAACUUUAGUAGCAUCAUUUAUGUAUUUAAUCUUGGCUAUCGAAUAUUAACAAUUCACUAAAGAAUAAAUAUAUUAUGAAAUUCCUAAGAAUAGUAAAUUUAUACUUGUUGAUUGUAAUCCUUUAUUUAAUUAAUAGCUUAGAAAUCAUUCAAUAAGUUAUUUACUGAAUUUGUUUAAUUUAGCUUUGGUUUCAAUCUAGUUGAUCUAAUAGAUGUAAUCAAAUAUGCAUCAAAAUUUAUUAUGCUUGAUUUUAAAUUUAGUGAUACUAUUUAAGAUAAAAUCAUUUAAGUAAUCAUAUUUAUAACUUAUAUAGAGACAUGAAGACUUACUUAUAUACUAAAAAUAUAAUUAAUCAGGACUUUUGUACAUUGAAAACAAACUUCAAAAAUGA